AUGUCAUUCAGUACACCACUGUUACUUCCUGAAAUAGAAGACUCGCCAGGGGACCGUCUCCAUUACCAGAAUGGACAUUUCCGAGAUCCAGAGAUGGAAGGUCUCACAUUGUAUGAAAAGAAAGCCCUGCUUGUCAAUCGUGAAUUGGAUUCCCACGGCAUGGGGAAAUACCAAUGGUACAUCUUCUUCCUAUGCGGGUUCGGCUACCUUGUAGACCUUCUUUACGCCCAAGCCUUUGGCCUCGUGGAGCCAGCGAUGCAACAGGAAUUUGGCUUUGGACCUCAAGAUUCCGGCCACAUUUUCUCUUCCUUCUCAGCAGGACUGACAGCUGGGGCAUUUGUCUGGGGCGUUUUGGUAGACAUCAUUGGCCGCCAGUACGCCUUUAACCUGACAGUCUUGAUCUCUUCGGUCUUCGGUUUGUGCCUUGCAGCGCCAUCCACUUACAAUGGAGUCCUCGUUCUCACAGCUUUCGUGGGUUUUGGUGUUGGAGGGAACAUUCCGAUUGAUACCACAAUAUGUUUGGAGUUCCUCCCUCAAAACCGCCGCUUUCUUCUAGCUAUGCUCUCAAUCUUUCAGCCUCUUGGCGUAGUCAUUUCAUCGGGCAUAGCAUAUGGGUUCAUUCCGUUCUACUCUUGCGGAAACGGCGCAGAUCAGAAACCACUUCCGGCUUGUAGUAGCAGUACGCUUGCUCCUGGAGCGCCUUGUUGCACGAAAGCUUCGAACAUGGGUUGGAGAUACACGUUAAUCUGCCUUGGGGCCAUCUGCGUAACCAUUUUCUUCCUACGUUUUGUUGUGUUCCGUUUCCAAGAGUCUCCAAAAUUCCUACUCUAUAGGGACAGAGAUGACAAAGCCGUAGAGGUGCUUCAAAAGAUUGCCAAAUUCAAUGGUCGCGAGAGCAGCAUCACUCUGGAAAGUUUUGAGGCUUUGACCAACGAGCACGCAUCUAUGGUCAACAGAGAUACUGAUAUGCCGAUACCCAAUGCGGGAAUGGAGGAGCGCACGAGCACCUGGGUCGAAAAGAUCAAGAUUGAAUUGCAAAGGUGCAAGAUACUAUUCUCGACUUUUCCUUUGGCUCGAUUGACAAUUUUGGUCUGGAUUACCUAUAUCUUUGAUUACUGGGGAUUCAGUAUUGCGGGGUCUUUCCUGCCGACCAUUCUACUUCAAAAGAACAAAGCCAUUGACAUUUCGACUGCAGAGACAUAUAGGAAUUUCGUUAUCAUUUAUGUCUGCGGCAUACCCGGUGUAAUGCUAGGUACGCUGAUGUACGUGAUCCCACGAGUUGGUCGCAAAUGGGCUAUGGUAGGAUCUUCGGCCCUUAUGGGCAUAUCGCUGUUCCUCUUCGCAACGGUCAACACCGAGGCUUCGAAUAUCGGACUAAAUGCAAUGGAAUACUUUUUUCAAUCCAUGUUCAACGCUGUCCUCUACGGAUGGACACCAGAAGUAUUCCCAGCACCAAUCAGAGGGACCGCGUCCGGGCUCGCAAGCUUUUGGGGUCGGCUGUUUAGUAUAGUCUCACCGUUGAUUGCGGCGGAUUUGCUUUCGAAGAGUGUCAACGGCCCGCUUUACCUGGCGGGUUCAGGCGUUUUCGUUUCUACUAUUGCCCUUGUGCUCAUGCCAACAAAGUCGAUGGGAGCACAGAGCUAUUGA
Letharia columbiana is the source of this 1647-nucleotide messenger RNA. RefSeq lists its product as uncharacterized. Gene Ontology annotation, cellular component: membrane. Bases 1 to 1647 code for a protein of 548 amino acids. Gene Ontology annotation, biological process: transmembrane transport. The record is from RefSeq and is a predicted model, not a curated record. NCBI's taxonomy places the organism in Eukaryota, Fungi, Ascomycota, Lecanoromycetes, Lecanorales, Parmeliaceae. The transcript has 11 exons. Gene Ontology annotation, molecular function: transmembrane transporter activity.